Messenger RNA from Hevea brasiliensis (rubber tree), 1173 nucleotides. RefSeq names its product fasciclin-like arabinogalactan protein 12. The record is from RefSeq and is a predicted model, not a curated record. The coding region runs from base 66 to 878 and encodes 270 amino acids. NCBI's taxonomy places the organism in Eukaryota, Viridiplantae, Streptophyta, Magnoliopsida, Malpighiales, Euphorbiaceae. The transcript has a single exon.
CAGUUUCAGCAGCAAUUGCUUUUACAGUUUAGCAAAGCUUCAGAGCACCAAGCUAGGCCACAAAAAUGAAGCUGCAAUCCCCCUUCUCAUUUUCCCUGCUUCUUCUCUUCCUACACUGCUCCACAAUCCUAGCCCAAUCACCGGCUGCAGCUCCAGCCCCUACAGGAAAAGCACCAGCUGCAGCCCCUCCUCCACCACCACCUGCAGCUGCUGCACCAGCACCUGCUCUGGUCCCGGUAAUGCCUUCAAAAGGCCCUCUUAACGUUGUGAAAGUCCUUCAAAAAGCUGGUCACUUCACAUUCUUCGUCCGCCUCAUAAAAACCACCCAGGAGGACAUCCAGUUAUCUUCCCAGCUUAACGACUCGAGCGAUGGGGUAACCAUCUUCGCCCCAACUGAUGGAGCAUUUUCAAGCAUCAUCAAAUCAGGCACUCUUAACUCCCUUUCUGAUCAAGAAAAGAUCGAGUUGGUUCAGUUUCAUAUAAUUCCAAGAUUCCUGUCGACUUCCCAGUUCCAGACUGUGAGUAACCCUCUAAAAACACUAUCAGGAGCAGGCAACCGAUUCGCUCUCAAUGUGACCACCACUGAAAAUUUAGUAAAUGUAAGUACAGGACUCACCAAUACAAGUGUAUCAGCAAUUGUCUACACAGAUGGGAAGGUUGCCAUUUAUCAGGUUGACAAGGUGCUGCUUCCUCUAGAUCUUUUCGCCCCUAAGCCUCCUGCUCCAGCGCCGGCACCGCCAAAGGCUAAAAAGGAUGAAGGAGCAGAGACUCCUGUGGUUCCUAAGGAUAUUUCUGGUGCAGUACUAAGCUGUAUUAUUCACGAUAAUUUGGUGAUCUUAGGAGUAAUUGGUGUGGUUGGUGCAAUAUUUUCUUUGUGACACAAGAAUUCUGGCGAGGUAUUAUGAAGCAGGUUCGGUUCUUCAAUGGUGUAUGAUUUUGGCGGGUUGGGAUGAACGGCGGUGGUGAUCAACAGGGCCAGUGUGCUUUGAAUAAUGCCAUUACCCAUUCUAUCUCAAUCACAUUUCUAUCCUUCUAAGUUUGUGAAUAAUUUUGAGGGGUUUUCCUUCUUCUUGUUUUAUAUUUUUACUUUUUAAAAUUUUCUUUUUUUUCCUUAAACUUUUAUAUUUUGUGAAUUUUAUAUAUAUAAGUUGAAAAUUUUCAUAUAUUAUUCUA